Molecule: messenger RNA, 1138 nt
Organism: Scatophagus argus
Lineage: Eukaryota; Metazoa; Chordata; Actinopteri; Scatophagidae
Gene: fbxl22
Product: F-box and leucine-rich repeat protein 22
Biological process (GO): SCF-dependent proteasomal ubiquitin-dependent protein catabolic process
Cellular component (GO): SCF ubiquitin ligase complex
Molecular function (GO): protein binding
Source: RefSeq, a predicted model, not a curated record
UGUAUAUACGAAGUAGGCCAGGGCAGUGUAAACAUCUGGUCAAUCCAGUUCUCACUGCCUGUUGAGAGCCAUGACAGAUGGAAAGGGAGCGCAUGGCUCAAACACUUCCAUCUUUGACCGUACCAGCAGUUGUCUUCCCAAAAUAGCCUGCACUCCCCAGCCUUAUAUGUGCAGGCCUCCAGCGUGUGCCUGAGGAGGAAUCAUGUAUCUAGGCCACACAAUACAGGGUGCAGGCUCAUUGUUGCUGCUUACCAGCAGGCCUAUCACCGCCCCAGGGACGAGGCCUCUCUCUGUCCUGGGACGGAUCACCAUGCAUCUCACCCAGCUCAACCGCGAAUGUCUCCUCCACCUUUUCUCCUUCCUGGACAAGGACAGCCGAAGGAGCCUGUCCCUUACCUGUCAUCAGCUGCGUGAGGUCUUCCUGGACGCCCGCCUCUGGAAUCUACUUCACUUCAGCUCCCCGUGUCAGCUGAGGAGGGACAACUUUGUGCUGGGACCCUCAUUGCGCUACUUGACUGUUAGCUGGUACUCCAGCAGGGUGCAAGUGUGCAACAUUGAGGACUGGUUGAAGACCUCGUUUCAGAAGGACAUCUGCAGCAAACAUGAAAACCUGGUCAGCACUUUCCUGGCCAACGUCUGCCACAUGUGUCCCAACCUGCUGUCCCUGACCCUGUCUGGCUGUGGACACGUCACAGACCAGGAUGUGAUGUCCGUGCUGCAGUGCUGCAGGAAGCUGCGCUGCCUCCACCUGGAGAACUGCGUCCGCAUCACAGACUGCAGCCUGGAGGGUGUAGCAGCUCAUGGAGACAGGUUGGAGGAGGUAAAGGUGGACUUCUGCAGGAACAUCACUCAGGCGGGGCUUCAGGCCGUCAGAGAAAAGAGGCCGGGCAUCCGGCUGAGUGCAGAGAGGAGCGCCGAUAUGAUCCCAGACAGCAAGCCUGAGGAGAAGGUGCCGCUCAGGAGGACCCUGCAGAAGCUUCUGCUGUUCUCCUGAUGGAAAUGUCUUCAUAUCCUCUCACAGGGACCACAAGGAUUAUGGGACUUCUGAAAUGAUCAACGACUGCGUUUCUUUUGUACUGAUUUGUAUCUGCAUUUCAUAGAAGUGUUUUGCACGCUUUUUAUACAUUUUUAUACAGUA